This is a messenger RNA of Pocillopora meandrina, 2964 nucleotides long. The record is from the annotation of a GenBank genome assembly. Lineage: Eukaryota; Metazoa; Cnidaria; Anthozoa; Scleractinia; Pocilloporidae.
AUGAUAAGAAACAUCAGUGUUCGAAGAAAGUCACAGUGUAUGACGCAGUGCUUCCUUGAACCCAACUGUGUGUCCUACAACUAUGGUCCAUUAUACAAUGAUGUACCAACAUGUGAGCUCAGCAAUCGCACCCACCUACAAGUCUCCAGCAGCGACUUUAUACAAAAGGAAGAGUACAUCUACCAACACAUUUUGGUAAGAAACAAAAACUAAUCACAAUUAUAGAACUUUGGGAUCGGGAGUCCAAAACCAAAAGUCAAAGGAAUCUUAGCGGUAUACCAGCCUUAAAGGCAAGAAGUCAUAAUUGGUGGUUCGCAUUUAAUUGAUUUUUAAUAUUUCAAGUGUUAAAGCCAUUUCAACAAUUUCUAUACAUUCCAUUAUUUUUUAAUUUUUUUUUUUUUGAGUUUGAAUUAGUUUUUUUUUUUUAAUGUUUCUACAAGUACCUUCAAAUACCUUCCUCAACCUACAUGUAUAUCUCUUUAAUGACAGAGCAUGCGCACCGGUUGUUGAUGAUAAAAACUGUGCAAUAAUCACGAACCAUCUUUUGAAGUGAAAACCUUAACUUUAUGUAUUAUGAUUAAAUAAAUUAGCCUCUUUUCAAUGUUUUACUAAGCCUUUGAUUACCUUCAUAGAAUCCCUGUGAAAGCAGCCCGUGUCCAAGCAACACAUUAUGUCAAGCUGGGUUUACUAAUAAAGGAUAUCGAAGUAUUUGCCCUAAAGGAUUGGAAGGAGGAGCAACUUGUUAUCAAGGUAUAUCUUGGGGCGAAUUUAAAUUAGAUUUAAUACUCUAUCUUUAUGGUUUCUCAGAGGCAUUAAUAUUACAUCAAGAGUUAGAGGUUUAGUUCGUAAGACCAUUCAUAAAAUUAAUUAGAUGCUGAUAUCUAAACAAUCAAAAUCGUGAUAGUAAAAGAAAAAAAGAAAGAAAACUGAUACUACUAAUACUCGAUAGUGCUAAAUAAUUAACAAUUGGUUCAUACGUCAGCGUGCAUUCAUCGAGAUAUAAAGCACGCGGGAAGUUUGGAGAGCACAAAAGAUGCCUAAGAGUUAUAUGAGUGAUUUCAAAAUCGAACAAGCGCGCAGCGCGACUUCCAUUUGUAAUCACAAGUAUGAUUUCAGACCAAAAUUGCACGACACGGGGUUCAAUAACCAUUUUAUUACAUCCAUUCCGAAAUCACCCAAAUGCAGGAAUUUUGGUCAGUUCAAUUAUUUUUAUUGAUGUAGUACUGAGCCGGUUUGAAAUUAAAUUCAUCCAUUUGGGAGGGGGGGGAAUAAGAGUUUUGGAAACAAGAGUUUUUUUUAAACUAAUUGACAAUGAUAUCCUAAAUUUAACUAUUAUUUUCUCUUUCCAUAAGAUGUUGACGAGUCCACGAUGGCUUCCCACGACUGUUCUUCUAACGCCAAUUGUUCAAAUUCUGUGGGAUAAUUCCAUUGCAAUUGUCAAUCUGGAUAUACUGGGGAUGGUAGAGCAUGUCAAGGUAAGUGCAAACUGGUUCUUCCGCUCAGGCAAAUGGACUGAUACCCAAGUCAAAUGCACAAUGCCAUUAGCACACAUUUUGAAAAAUGUUGAAACAAACCGAUUAAUCAUGACCUUGGAAGAGACAACGAGAGAGACAGACAGAUCCACAGAUAUAUGUAUGUUAAUAGGAACUGGAAGAAUAAAAGCCAGACAGGGAGACAGGAAGAAAAUAGGACUCAAAGGAACAUAACGUCUCAUUUUGAGAUUUAUUUUCAUAUCUGUUUUUGAUUUAUCUUCAAUUGAAUUUUUUCGAUUUUUGCAAGAUGUUGACGAAUGCAUUAUGGCUUCUCACGACUAUUCUCCUGACGCUGAUUGUUCAAAUUCUGUGGGAUCAUUCCAGUGCGCGUGUAGAACAGGAUAUACUGGUGAUGGCAAAACAUGUCAAGGUAAGUGCAGUCUAGUUCAUGCAGCUUACAAAUGGAGCGAUAGCCGAGUGGAGCAAACACAGUGAGUCAAAAAACAGAACGGUUGAAAAAUAGAUGGACGGACUGACUUAUCGUGGAAUUGGCAGAGAGACAGAUGAACGUGUGCAAAAACGAACAAACGUCUGGACGACCAAGUGGACCGUAGCCUAUUCAAAGAUAUCACAAGUACACCAGUUGAAAAAUAUCGGAUCAAACUGAUUGAUGGUCCUAUUAACAACGAGACAGACAGAUGGGCAGAAAGACAGUCAGGAGGGCUGAAGUUAGCCACCGAAAGAGCAGAAAUCAUAUUCUAAGUGUUGUUUACUUACUUUGAUUGAUUUACUUUAAACUGAAUUACUUUUUCGAUCCCCGAUUGUUCGAAUGACGUGGGGUCAUUUCAGUGCAGACCAGGAUAUACUGGUAAUGGUAAAAAUGUCAAACUAACAGUAACAUAAGCAGACCGGUUGAAAAAUAUUCAGACUGACUAAUUUAUGAUGAAAUUGACACAAGGCUGACAGAAUGGGCUGAAAGAAUCCACAAAAGAGAAGCCAAAUCAGAUUGUAAAAGUUUUUCUUGUAUCUUUAAUUGACUUAAUUUUCAAUUGGAUGUUUUUUUUUCAAUCUCCACAAGAUAAUGACGAAUGCACGAUGAACACUCACGAUUGUUCUUCUAACGCCGAUUGUUCAAAUGUUAUGGGAUCGUUUCAGUGCGCCUGCAAAUCUGGAUAUACUGGUGAUGGUAAAGCAUGUCAAGGUAAUAGAAAUACAGUUUAAUUCUUCCACCCCAGUCAUGGGCCGUUAGCCAAAUCCAAUAUGCAAUAAGACAAGCCGAUCAGUUGAUGAAGUAAUGUUCAGACAGAUGGCAUGACAGUGAGAAAGAGAAGAAGCGAAUGUAAUUUAAAAUUAACAAAAGAGAAACUGACAGAAGAAUGGUCUAGUAGGCGAAAAAAGGGCCGCGAGAACCCUUCAAACGGGCAAACAAUCUGAUGAUAUGAAUGAAUGUUUAAUCAUUUCUUUUACAUUUGGACGAAUGUGCAACAGCUAA